AUAAUGGUCACACACACGCGCAUUGUAGUUUGUUUUUGGAAUUUACGAAACGCGCUAAUGAGCUUAGCUUCAGUUAUCCACCACCACGGAGUCCUCUCCCCGGCGAAACCGGAUCGAAUCUUCUUAAACAUUCCGGUGAUCCCGCCGCAUCGUCUCCGAGCUCGUGGAUGGACUCAGUCUCCUCUCUCUCUCCUCGCAAAUCCUUCUCUCGUUUCAGCUGCGAAUCAUCGCCUCCUUCACAUUGCGUGCGCCCGAGGAACUGAUCAGGAAGAUGAUCUUUCUUCUUCUCCAGAGAAGGAGAAGAUAGAUCUUCUACCACACAAAGAUGAAGAUAAAGGCCUGAGAGAUUAUAAUAAUAAUAAUCGACAAGAAGAGACAAACAAAACUUCCUUCAGCACUGUUGCCUUGUGUGUAAGCACUGCCGUGGCGUUUGGGAUCGGGAUAGGUUUCAAGGAUGGUGUUGGCAAGGCGUCAGAGUUUUUUGCAGGCUAUUUAUUGGAGCAAAGCUUGUCAGUGGACAACUUGUUUGUUUUUGUACUCGUCUUCAAGUACUUCAAAGUGCCACUCAUGUACCAGAAUCGGGUGCUUACAUAUGGUGUAGCUGGUGCAAUUCUCUUUCGCUUCUCGCUCAUAUUACUAGGAACAGCCACUCUUCAGAGAUUUGAAGCCGUGAAUCUUCUGCUUGCGGCAGUACUCUUAUAUUCGUCUUUCAAGUUAUUUUCAAGUGAAGAAGAUGAUACAGAUCUAUCUGACAACUUCAUUGUGAAGACAUGCCAGAGAUUUAUUCCUGUCACAUCAAGUUACGAUGGAAAUAGGUUUUUCACAAAGAAUGAUGGCAUUUGGAAAGCCACACCAUUGCUACUCACAGUAGCAGUAAUCGAGCUCAGCGACAUAGCAUUUGCUGUUGACUCAAUACCAGCUGUUUUUGGCGUCACAAGGGAUCCUUUUAUAGUCUUGACCUCUAAUCUGUUUGCAAUCAUAGGACUGAGGUCUCUCUAUACUUUGAUUUCUGAAGGAAUGGGCGAGCUGGAAUACUUGCAGCCAUCAAUAGCAGUUGUUCUUGGCUUCAUCGGAUUCAAGAUGAUCCUCGAUUUCUUUGGCUUCCAUGUAUCGACGGAGGCAUCACUUGGUGUUGUGGCACUCUCUCUCAGCACCGGAGUUUUGUUGAGCCUAACAAACAAAUCCGGCGACAGCUAACUAAGAGAAUGGGGAAGAGCUUCCAGAUGUAGUCAAUCAAACAGUUCAUAAGAACAAAAUCGCAUUGUUCAUUAAAUCAUUCCACAGAUAUGUUGCUGUAGAUACAACACAGCUGCAGAGAACAAGAUCUUUAGACCCAAACUUAAUAUAUUUUGUCUGUAAGAAUGUUGGCUUUGUUAGUCUGGCUAUGGAACGAAUUGAUUGUUUUGAGACGAGUUGACUCUUCUUUGAUAGCCAAGUCAUUUUGUUGCUCAA
This is a messenger RNA of Brassica napus (rape), 1452 nucleotides long. Its product is annotated as thylakoid membrane protein TERC, chloroplastic. The transcript is spliced from 14 exons. Bases 4 to 1197 code for a protein of 397 amino acids. Lineage: Eukaryota; Viridiplantae; Streptophyta; Magnoliopsida; Brassicales; Brassicaceae. The record is from RefSeq and is a predicted model, not a curated record. Gene Ontology annotation, cellular component: membrane.